Molecule: messenger RNA, 5958 nt
Organism: Saprolegnia diclina VS20
Lineage: Eukaryota; Oomycota; Saprolegniomycetes; Saprolegniales; Saprolegniaceae
Exons: 1
Coding region: 10-5868 (1952 amino acids)
Molecular function (GO): GTP binding; GTPase activity
Source: RefSeq, a predicted model, not a curated record
GAGCGCGCCAUGGCAAACAAGAGCGUGGCGACGAGCUACGAGGGCCUCACGUGCUACCAUCUGCUUGAGACUGUCGUCCGACUCGACGAUGGGUCCGACAUCUUCCAGCCAACGCUCGUCGAGACCGAGCUCUUCCGCCUUCUUCGCGCGCUGGGGGUCAUCGACGCGAACGCCACGAUGACGCAAGAGCGCCAACUCGGACUCUUUAUCAACACGUGUUGCACCCAGAAGACGAGUACCAAGGGCGUCGAUGUCCUUGCGUGCUUUGGCAAGCAAGCAGCGGUUGCAGCGGAUCUUCGCGCCCAAGGCUGGUGGCCGUCGAACCUCGAGGAGUACUUGCAGCCGGCCCACGAAGGCGUAUACGCGAUUUUGGUGCCCGAGACGAGCGACCGGCCCAAGCUCGUCCUCUUUACGUGGCUUCUCGACGCGUCGUUCACUCCGCAGCACCUGCGGGAGCAGGCGACGUAUGCCCUCCGCUUCAUAACGACGCUGACGCCGACCGUGCGCUGGUGUCUCGAGGAAGCCGACUGGCCUGCCCUCGAGACGGCAGAUGUCGAGACGCGCAAGGAGACGAAGCGCAAGCAGCACGCCGUCAGGUUUUCCAUCAACAAGGCAACUGUCGUGGAGGAAAACGUUUCGUGCGAGCUCGUGUCGGUAGCAGCAACGGCGAAGGACGUGACGCUCGCUUGCGCAACGGGCGCCACCGCCGUGACUAUGCGCACGUCCGAGGACCGCGACGUUCGCAAAGAAACCACGUUCAGCAAGGUCUCGUUGCCCACCGAGUUUGCCAAGUGGUUUAUGACUGUCACAUCCACGUACCGCUUUGAGCUCAAGGCGCAGCUGCCGUACGACUGGAAGUAUGCGGUGCUUGCACAGAUGCGCGCUCUGCCCGCGGCGCUCUCGUGCCUCACGAUCGAAUCCCUCAAGGCCGAUUUGCAUACCGAGGCUGAGACGAAAGCGCGCGCGCAGCUGGAAGACAUGGAGGCGUGCGUUGUAGCAGCGGCAACCACCCUCUUUUACUUGAACGAGGCAACGACAGAAGCCGACGAGGUCGACGCACAAACCCUCCUGAAGAACAGGUGGGAGGCGCUGGAGUACAGCCUUGGCGACAUGAUCGCGCUGCCCGAGUCAUUGGCGGCAAGCGUCGCGAUGGUCAUCCAGCACGCGUACGAAGACUUGUGCAAGCGCGACGGAGACCUUGCCAAGAAGACGACCAAGACGGCGUAUUUUCCUUGGUCGAAAACGGGCCACCUCACGUUCCCGUACCUCAAGGCCAAGUACAAGCCCGCCAUGGACGUAAUUCUGCCACGCAUUCGAGGCGACCUGGAAUCGCGCUAUGACGACUGGUGCCACAGCUUCCGCGCGUUCCUUUGGAGCGAGAGCGUCGCCGACCCCGUCACCAUUCAGUGCUACAAUGCCCUUGCGAGCAAAAAAGACCUGCAAGCUAUCUUGCGCGCAAAGCAAGAAGAGCUAGUGCACAACGCAUUUCUUGAGGCGGUCGCGGCCACCAACGAAAAGAAAGUACCGACGGCCCUCGUCACGACGCUCGAAUCGACGAGCACGGGCUACUUUGGCACCAUCAGCACCCUCAAGUACACCCAGGAGCGCGUUGUCGGUACCGCGAUGUCGCUCGAGCUCACACCGAUCGGCAGUGCACCGCUUGCGUCGAUCAAGCUGCCGCAUGACGCCAAUGUGAUUUACGUCGUGCUGGUCACGCGUGUGGUGAUCGUCGUCUUUACGUCUGGAGACAAAACGCACGUCCACGCAUACCGAUUGAACGGGGCGCUCUCGGCGAAAGCGCUCAUCACAAAAGAGUUCUCGCGACUCGCGCAGCGCUGCGACUUUGACGUGUCCCAUCGUCUGCUCGCGCUUCAGCACUCGGAGUCGACGGUGGUCAUGUACGCCUUUAGCGAGUCGUUCAAGCUCUUGGAACCAGCCCACCACUAUGACUUGAGCCGCUUGCGCCCGUCGAAGCCGUACGCAUCGAUGUCGCUCUUUGGUGGUGCCAACCACGGCAUUCUGUGCGUGGGCGACGACGGCAGUGCGCAGUCCUACUUUUUGCGCACACAACAGCACUCCAAGUACGCACCGCGCUUCAUUGCGACACCCGACACGAAGCUCGUCAUGCUCCACAACGGCGCGUUCUUGGUGCGGCUCGUGCCACUCGACGGCCAGGGUCUUCGCCUCGAGACGCUUGAGGUGCAGAGCCACGACCCGCUGCCCAACGCCGAGAUGACGCUGCCCGUGGCGUUAAAUUGGAGUACCACCAAAGCCCGCGCGUACGGCGAUGUGGUCGUUUUGUUGGACUCGACGACCGACACGAUGGUCACGCUCAAGGUCACCAUCGUGACGGGCAAGGUCGAUUGGCAGCUCAACUGUGAGCAAAAGGCAGAGCCCGCGUCCGCCAGCGACACCCACAUGCUCUCGGCGCUCUACCACGUCUUUGAGAAAUUUCCUGUCCGCCCGAUGCUCGCCGAGAUGGACAAAAGCACGGACCUCUUGCCGACGACGCUUCAAGUGCACGUGCAGUCGUUGACGCCCGACCGCCGCAAGAUCGUCAUCAAUUUGCUCGAGGCCAUCAUGAAAAAGCUGGCAAAGCUCGAGAAGAACCCUGAGAAGAACAUUUCGUCACUCGCGCUCGCCGACACUGCGGUGUUUGAUGGCGACGCCGCGUGGCCGACGAUGGACCUCGGGCACUGGCUUUUCGCGCUCAUUGGAUUUGUGCCGGUGCCGAUUUGUCUCGCGCGCGACAACGAGCUCGUGCUCCUGCGCCACGGCAACCCCGUCAACUAUGACGCGUGUGGUGAAGUGCACGACGUGGCCCAGCAAAUUAGCCUCGGCGCCGUGAGCCACAUUCUCAAGGCAUCGACACUUCCGGUCGUCGUCGUUACGUCCAUGGGGAAGCAGUCGACGGGCAAGUCGUACUUUCUCAAUCAUCUCACGGGCAGCUCGUUUGCGAGCGCGGGCGGACGCUGCACGAACGGCGUCUGGCUCACGCUCUGUCGAUCGAGCGCCGGUCUCGUUGUCGUACUGGACUUUGAAGGUCUCGGGUCCAUGGAGCGCAGUGCUCAGGAAGACACGCUUCUCUCGAUCCUCAACGCAGCCAUCGCGCAUCUCACAGUCUUUCGCAUCGAGAUGCGCUUUGACAAGGACAUUGAUGCCAUGUUUGACAAGUUCCAGCACGGCGUCGCGAUGCUCAAGGGCGACGACCGCCUCUUCCGAGGCCAGCUGUACCUCAACGCCAAGGAUGUGAACGAGGACGACGAGAAAGAUGUGAUCGCCGAGUUCCAACGCAAACUCCAGAGUCUCCUGCAAGACAACACAGCCGAGAACUUUGUCACUGUUAUGUACGGCGGUGCAGUCCUCGUCACGGCCUCUGCACCGACCAACAAACGGGGCUACUACGAGGGGCUUGCCGACGCCGCCUUGUCCUUGGCCGAGGCGUGGGACGACAAGGCGUACACAAACGGCGCCGACUGCCACGAAGUCCUUGCGAUUGUACUCGCUAAGGUGGCGCGGCGCGACUGGCGGUCCAUGGACGAGAACGUCCAGGCUGUGAAAAAAGCACGGGGUUGCCAACAAGUCCGCCACGCUCUGCGAUACGGCCAGCUCGAUGAAGACAACAACGUGACGUCGCUGGGACCUGACGACGAUGCUGCCAUGGCGAGUCAGCGGCAAUUGAUGGGGAUGACCGAGCUCGAGACGGCGGCGGUGCCCCUUGAUGCCACCAUUGUGCUGAAUGUGGAUUUUGACGGCCCGAUCGCCGCGUCGGCCAACUUGGAGACGGCCAAGACGACGCUGUCGACACACCUGCAGCAGUACAUGACCCACAUCGGUGCACCACGCCGGGUUGCGCACGAAGCGCGGUUCGACGUGCUCUGGAAGUAUGUGGUGUGGCGCCGCAUUCACCGUGUCCGCGCUUGGCUCAAGUCGAUGAAGGAUACCCACCGCGAUGUGAUUGACGAGCUGGACGCGUGCGCCUCCAAGAUGAACCAGCUUCUCCGCCGCUGUGAUCACGCGUGCAAGGAGUGCAAACUCACGUGCUGCGUGUCCUUCUUGCACGAGGGCGAGCACGACUGCGGUGGCUGCCAUCGCUGCGAGGGCUUCUGUGCCCACUGCGAGUGUGACAGCGCGCUGGCCUGCGGUGAGGUGGCCGGCCACACGGGCGCCUGCAACUGCAAACAGAAGAACCACACGUGCCAAGAGGUGUGCAAGCACGCCGAGGCACGCAACUGCGAUGGGGUCUGCCAUCGGUCUGUCGAGCACGACGGAGCACAUGUCUGCAGCGUCGAGCUGCACUUUUGCCCCUCCCAGUGCUCGGCGCCGAGCUGCUCGCACCUCUGCCGGCUUUCGUUCGUCGAGUCGCACGAGCAGCACUCGUGCGGCACGAGCCGGUGCCAGCAUCGCUGCAGCUACGACGGCUGCGGCAACACGUGUGCUUCGGUCGACCACUUUCACGAAGUCGCACUCCACUCGUGCGGACAAGACCAUUGGUGUCGCGCCAUUUGCAAUGAAGAGGGCAUGUGCGAGGUCAAGGUCCAGCUCGAGAAGACGAUCAAGAAGUUCAAAAACAAGUUGAACGAGUUCGAGUACACGCACCAAGCCAUGAACGGGUCGCGCAAAACGUGCUGCAUCCGCUUGGACGCCGAUCGCCUCGAGCACGACGGUGACCAUCGCUGCGACGCGGCCGUGCACACGUGCGCCGCGCGCUGCCCGUGCUGUGGCUACUACUGCGAGAAGGAGUACGGCCACAGCGGCAAGCACAAGACGUCGCACGGCAACAUGCAAGAAACGACAUUCGUCUCCAACUUGGCGAAAGUCGACGUCGACGGGCGAUGGUACACGGCGGGAGACGCCGGUGUCGCCGAAAUGUGCUCGUUCUUCUGCACGAAGAUGGGUCGUGGUCACGUGCACUACAUGCCGUGCGAGCACGAGUCGGCUGCUGCCUGCACACAAGCAGCUAGCGGCGGGCGCCGCCACUGCGCCGCGACGCUCCAGUGGGAUCCCAACCAACCCAUGGACGAAGUGCUCCAUGCAACGUACUGGGAGAUUGCUGGAUGGGAAGACCCGGUCAUGAGCGCCCUCGAGCGCAAACAGUUCGGUUUAUGCCCGUACAUGUGCGAAGCACCGAGCCACAAGGACGACAAGAAUCCAUCACCGUCGUACUGCACCUUGGACGCGUGGCAUGCCCCUGUCACCGACGUCGGCACGCUCUUGAGUGGCCAGUCGCUCGUGCAAGGCCACGUGUUUGACUGCCAGCACUUUGCGACGAGUGGUCUCCACCACCACAUCUUUGUGCUCGAUGCGUCCGGGUCCAUGAAAGGAGCCGACUGGGACGCCCUCAUGGUGGCCUUCCACGCGUACGUGGCGCAGCUUUCUGCAACACGCAGCUGCGCCGACAUCAUCUCGGUGAUCACGUUCAGCUGCGAAGGCACUAUUGUCUACGAAGGCAAGCCGUUGGCGCAAACGACGACGAUCCCGAUUCCGUUCCAAGGGUACACGACUAGCUACGACGAAGGCUUGCGCUGUGCUCUCGAAGUGCUCUCGCGCAACGACCACACACUCUACACACCUGUCAUGCUCUUCUUCUCGGACGGGCACCCGAAUGAAAAUGCGAACGGCGUGGCCUUGGCGCAGCGUAUUGCGAGCGAGUUUGCCAAGUACCGACUCCAAAGCUCGUGCGUCGGGUUUGGCCACAGCAACUUUACCGCGCUCCGGACGCUUGCCACUCACCUCCAGGGCUCGUACACGACUGCGGUAUCCGACACGGACCUCCUCACAACGUUUAAGGACAUCUCGGUUGCCGUGCACUUGAAGACGGGUCUCAUCGCCAAGACACCGAGAGCGCUCGUGCCAUUGGCACCGUGAGCCUCGUAUCUAUUUGGCUUCAGCAGCACCCGCGCUUGCAUCCAUUUCUACAUUUCUACAACGCAUUAUGUACUAAUAUGAAUUCUUGAU